AGGUCAGGGCUUUGUGUGUUUCAGGCUACAGACAAGCGGAAGGCGCUGGAGGAGACCAUGGCCUUCACCACCCAGGCCCUGGCCAGUGUCGCCUACCAGGUGGGCAACCUGGCGGGGCACACCCUGAGCAUGCUGGACCUGCAGGGCACGGCCCUGCGGCAGGUGGAAGCCCGGGUGAGCUCGCUGGGACAGAUGGUGAACAUGCACUUGGAGAAGGUGGCCCGCAGGGAGAUCGGCACCUUAGCGGCGGUGCAGCGCCUGUACCCAGGCCAGAAGGUGCUGGCGCCCGAGAGCCUGCCCCCCCUCACACCCUACUGCAGGAGACCCAUCAACUUCGGCUGCCUGGACCACGUCGGCCAUGGGGUCAAGGUACAGAGGGGCCCCGCCCCCUUCCCUUUUGGGCGUCUGAGACAGUCUCACUGUGAGUCCAGGCUGGCUCAAACGCUCAGCACCCUCCUGCCUCAGCCUCACUGCUCCCCCAAAGGGCCACACCCAGCCCCCAACUUGCCGUACAGCUUAAACUCCAGCUUUGUCUCGGGAGCGGGGAGCAGCCCCAGCAGCCCUCGGCCACCUCCCACAGGGGCAGUGCACCCCGAGCCCCCCUCGGGCUGUGAACCCCAGGACUUCGCGCCUCCGCUCGGGGAUCUGUGCCCGCCCCCGCCGGGUGAGGACCCCCAAACCCCACCCAGCCUUGUACGUCCCGGGAAGCAAACUGAGAAAGCGCGGCCGGCAAUCGGGAAGCUGAGGCAGCGGGAUCUCCGAAGAGUGGCGACCCUCCUGCUUCAGCCUCCCAAGCGCUGGGUCACUGGCGUGCACCACCGCCCUCUGCCCUCCCUAAACUUUCUGAUGAACCGAGGAGUUUUGCCCCCAAGCUGGGAAGGGAGCAUCCGGUCCUGUGCCUGGCAUUUGGUCCCUGGGUGGGGUCCGCGGCGUGGCGAGGUCUCCCUGUCCCAGAUUGCCUGUGCCUGUGCGGGCGGGGGCCGGCGCCGCCUCACACUCCGUCUCCCCGCAGUGGUGACCCUGUACCCCUACACCCGCCGGAAGGACAGUGAGCUCUCCUUCGCGGAGGGCACCGUCAUCUGUGUCACGCGCCGCCUCUCGGACGGCUGGUGCGAGGGCGUCAGCGCAGAGGGCGCUGGGCUCUUCCCAGGGAACUACGUGGAGCCCAGCUGCUGACUGGGGGCUGAGGCAGGAGGGUCUCUGUCUGAUCCCCUCCACUUUAUUGUGGUGGGAGAGUAGGAGCCCCCAGGCCUGCGCAGAAAGGACAGAGCUGAAGCCCACGGAGCUGUGAUUCCCAUCCACGGAGGUCCUCACCUCGCAGGGCGCUGUACCCACCCUCAUUGAGAACUCUGAAUAAAUCUCACGACCAGC
Molecule: messenger RNA, 1371 nt
Organism: Fukomys damarensis (Damara mole-rat)
Lineage: Eukaryota; Metazoa; Chordata; Mammalia; Rodentia; Bathyergidae
Gene: Abi3
Product: ABI family member 3
Exons: 5
Coding region: 58-1176 (372 amino acids)
Biological process (GO): regulation of cell migration
Cellular component (GO): lamellipodium
Molecular function (GO): SH3 domain binding
Source: RefSeq, a predicted model, not a curated record